GCGUGGGAGCAUCGCGCAAUCCUCGUCCACUUCCGGCGACGUUCUGGACCGUGUUCGUCCGCGUUCCUUCUUGGCUUCCGCUUUUUUGUUGUUUUUAGUUAAUUUUGGUUAAAUUUUCGCUGCGGAGGCGCCCGUCUUGACGCCCAAUCCUCACCAUGGGCAAGCGGCAGCAUCAGAAAGACAAGCUGUACAUUACGUGCGCUGAAUGGACACAUCUGUAUGGUGGCAAAAAACCAGAUGGACCCAAAUCGGACUUCCGGAGGCUGUCUUUUGAUCGCUGUAGUUUGUCAAUGCUGCCCUUUGAGCAUCCGAUGUGUACACCAGAUGGCAUCGUCUUUGAUUUCAUGAACAUCUUUCCUUGGAUCAAGAAGUACGGAACGCAUCCCAGCACUGGGGAGAAACUGGACAUAAAGUCUCUCCUCAAGCUUAAUUUCCACAAGAACGCAGAUGGGAAAUACAGCUGCCCAGUGCUGUUCAACGUCUUCACUGACAACUCUCACAUCGUGGCGAUCAAGACGACGGGGAAUGUCUUUUCCUACGAAGCUGUUGAUAAGCUGAACAUCAAGGGAAAGAACUUUUUGGAGCUGAUAACAAAUGAGCCGUUCACCAGGAAGGACAUCAUCACUCUGCAGGACCCACAAAACCUUGACAAGUUCAACUUGACGAACAUGCACCACAUCAAACACAAGCUCAAAAUACCAGAUGAAGAGGAUGAGAAGGCGCGGCAGAAGCCAGACUACCAUCUAAAGUCGACGAACCAGGAGACCCGCGAGACGCUGGCCGAGCUGUACCGCGACUACAAGGGGGACAAGCUGCUGGCCUCCACCGCCCCACUGCCCAACAAGAAGAUUGCCGACAAAUUCAACGAGGCACACUACUCGACUGGUCAUACGGCAGCGGCAUUGAUGUCCACAACCUACACGCCACAAACGCAGAGCCAUCGAGAUGUCGUGGAUGAGGACAUAGUGCGCUUCAAGUACGUGCAGAAAAAGAAAAAGGGCUACGUGCGCAUGCUAACCAACAUGGGAGAACUCAACCUGGAGCUGCACUGCGGCAUGGUUCCCAAGACGUGUGAGAACUUCAUUCUGCUGUGCCAGAGGGGCUACUACGAUGGAACCGUUUUCCAUCGGUCGAUCCGCAACUUCAUGAUUCAGGGUGGAGACCCAACAGGGACUGGCAAAGGGGGAGAGUCGGCUUGGGGAAAGCCCUUCAAGGAUGAAUUUAAGCCGAACCUCUGCCACCAGGGGCGUGGAGUGCUUAGCAUGGCCAACUCUGGACCCAACAGCAAUGGGUCCCAAUUCUUCAUAACGUUCCGCUCCUGCACCCAUCUGGACAGAAAACAUGCUGUCUUCGGACGUAUGAUUGGAGGUAUGGAAGUCCUGCAUGCCAUCGAGAAGAUAGAGGCCAACCCCAAGACUGAUCGCCCGGAGAAAGAAAUCAAGAUUGAGAAAAUGACCGUCCUUGUGAAUCCUUUUGAGGAAGGCGAUGCACUCUUGGCAGCUGAUCGGCAGAAGGCUCUGGAAGAGGACGAGGAGCUGGAGAAAUCUCGCCUGCCGAUCGUCCGCAAGCCCGUAGCCAACCCCCAGCCCAAGACCUAUCGCUCCGGCAUCGGCAAAUACAUCGACAUGGCCGCCGUGAAGCGCCGUACGGAUGAAGAGAGCGUCGCAUCCAGCAGUGGAGCCGCGGGGCCAUCGUCUGCGAAGAAACUCAAGACCAGCUCAUCGCGUUAGACGAGCAGCAGUGUGUAGCAGGCUUGUUGUGGGCAUCAACGGCAAGUGCCAGUGGUAUUUCACGUAAUUUGUGUCGAUUAAGAGCAUUAUUCUCCGUUCAUUAUUUCCGCCUCUCAUAAGGCACCAUGGCAAGAUGGAUGAUCUACAAUGGCUGCGGGGUGUUUGUGGGGAAAAAUGGACCCCUUUGUGCAUUUGCAUGAGUGAGAACAGCCGUACAGAGGGACAAUUUGUGCACACUCACGUCAAGGUGAUAACAGAAACACGUGAUGGCAGUGGCCCUUCUCCGCACCGCACAUGAUGGAAGUAUUCAAUUACAGAGCUACUGGUUUUCAUGUUUUAACCUAACGGAAAUGGAUUUCACUGAUGCAGACUACUCCCUUUGUGAAAGGCAUGAAAGGCAAAAGCCAGAGCAGUUCAGAGGUGGCAGCCACGUGCUUAGGAGACAGGUGACACGGGCGAUCACACGACAACGCCGCCCACAAGAAAAGGACCAGCACUGCACUUGAUAAUCCUUCACCAAUGUAUCAGCGCGCUCCUCCUGACACACGAACAUGACCCACCAGCGUCUGGAAGGGUCAGAGGUUGAACCUUGGCAGAGUGUCCACAACCACUUAGCAGUUCCACCAGAUGACGACUGCCUGGGCUGCCCUCUCGGUGGGGCAGAUUCUAUCUCCAGGCUGGCGAGUUCUCGUCACGCCACCGUGUGCGGCAGGCCGAUGUCACGCUGGGAUGUACAUUACUUUGACAUACGUCUUGUGCCCAGCCUCAUUUGCCCGAUGGACAAUGUAGAUGGGGGGGUAGGGGGGUGCUGAGCAGGGUCAUUGUAGUUGGUGAUUGAUCGUGUAGAUGCGUGGUGUGGUUGGUAAGGAUGCUAGCGAGUCGUAUGAUCUCAUGGCUUUUAGGAGAGAGCUAGCAGUUGGUCCAAAUACAAGAAGCCUUAGCCUGGGUUUAGCAUGGCCUUGUGUCCUCUGCCACUUUUUGUAACUGCAGUGUAGAUAUUAAUUGUAUCUUUUUUAUUUCUCUCACCCUCACCUGCCUCUGCCGUUCUUUGUCACCUUUUAUUACUUUAUAUUGUGAAAUAAAAUCUUAUCCACAA
Lethenteron reissneri (Far Eastern brook lamprey) is the source of this 2826-nucleotide messenger RNA. RefSeq names its product peptidylprolyl isomerase like 2 (gene PPIL2). The record is from RefSeq and is a predicted model, not a curated record. Gene Ontology annotation, molecular function: peptidyl-prolyl cis-trans isomerase activity; ubiquitin protein ligase activity. Gene Ontology annotation, biological process: protein peptidyl-prolyl isomerization; protein folding; protein polyubiquitination. Gene Ontology annotation, cellular component: catalytic step 2 spliceosome. Lineage: Eukaryota; Metazoa; Chordata; Hyperoartia; Petromyzontiformes; Petromyzontidae.